Molecule: messenger RNA, 1325 nt
Organism: Photinus pyralis (common eastern firefly)
Lineage: Eukaryota; Metazoa; Arthropoda; Insecta; Coleoptera; Lampyridae
Gene: Cpr67B
Exons: 4
Coding region: 152-1246 (364 amino acids)
Source: RefSeq, a predicted model, not a curated record
AUCAUCAUCUUUUAAUUUAAUUUGUGGUGGUGGAAGUUUGUGAUUUUAUAUAUAAGAAGUUGUGUUGCUUAAUUGAAUAAUUUGUGAAUUUUGUUUAAUUAUUCAAGGUGCAGUUUUUAUACACAUUUAUUGAAUUACUACGUUUUUUAUAAUGCGGUUAUUAAUUCUUGGGCUAUUACUAUCUGCUGCGUGGGCAGAAGAAGUAAGAUUGGUCGAAUUAGAACCCGAUCAUGCGGCACAAUACAUUAAUCAACAAGAUCAAACGCUGAAAUAUGCGCCAAAAAUUGAGUCAAACGUACCCUCACUUCGAUACAUUGGAAACCACCCAGAGCACGUUAACGAAGAUAUCUAUUUGGCCAAUCAGUACCACGGCCAGGACGGUUUGGGCGCUUACGUUUACGGGUACUCCGUUCCAGACAUUGCCAAAACGGAAAAGAAGGAACGUAGCGGCAAUCUUAAAGGAGCGUACAACUACAUCGCCGGAAAUGGGCAGGAAAUUAAGGUGCAAUAUUGGGAUGACGGUACAGGUUUCCAUCAGAUCGAUAACGUACCAAAGGACCAACCCGAAGAUAAUCCUGAGGUGAAAGCAGCCAAGGAGGAGCAUUUACGGAUUUGGCACGAGCAAGCCCUUAGAAACUCCCAAGCGCCUCCGGACCCAUACUCAAACCAGUACAAUAACUUCGGAGCCCAGUCGCAGUCGCUCCAGAACCAGUACCAACAGUACCAAGGACAAAUCGCGCACCCCCAGCAGCCUCAGGUACAAAGUCAAUAUCAGCCCCAAAUACCUCAAGCCCCACAACCACAACAUGUUUCUGCGCCCUUACACAAUCAGCCAAUCCAACACAUACCGACCCAAGUGCUACCCCAACACCCAAGCGCGAACAGCGUAGAUUACAGCGGUCAGUACUCCAACAACCAACAAUCGUGGGUGCAAAGCCCAGCAGCUGCAGACAACAACGUGAAUGCGGCCGCCAGCGCUCACGUUGACGGCAUAUGGGCACAUGCCGGUGCCUCGCAACAGCAAUGGGCUCAGGGCCCCGCACGACCCCAUCAAGAGGAGGAGGAAACAGGCCCACCAAAAGGAUUCUUCUACUCCUUCGACUACCCAGUCGGUAUCAUUGUAGGUAAAGAGGGCCAAAACCUGGAGGCGGCCUAUAAUCAAAACAAAGAACUUUUCGAAAAACAAUUAAAAGGCGAGGGACCGCGGCCUAGUGGGUCUUCCAGUUCUUAUCACGCUUCCGCUUGAGUAUGAAAUUUAAACACGUCAAAAAAAUUGUUUCGAAUAUUUAUUUUUGUUACUAUUUAAUAAAUAUUUAUACUUUAUA